CGGAAGUGCGGGGAGGGGGACGAAGAGGAGGGGGACGGAGUGUUGUGCGUGUUGUGACAUCACGUUCAAGAGAAGGGGAGACGGGGCAGGGUGGUGGCUGCAGAGCACGUGCAAACACAGGUUUGAACGUUGUCUUCUGGAGAGAGUGGUGGCCCAUCCAGGUUGGCGCGGGGGGUUCUUUUGAAGGGCAGUGGGACAAGGUGGAAAGGUAUGCGGAGGUAGCUGCGGGAGGGCCUUGGAUGCCAGGAGAGGAGCUUUGGCCAUUUUGGUCCUUGCGCUGCAGACUUUGAGUACAGCUGAUAGGCGGUGCCCGUGCUGUGUUGAGAACAUGAAUCUGGAUGCGGGGUGCAGGAGGGGCCGUGAGAGAGAAACAGAAGAGGGAUUCAGCAGCACAGUCUCUCGGGGAUGGAUCAGGCCGCUGCGAGUGGAAGCCAGAAGCUCUGGCUACAUUUCCUCGAAUCCUCCCUGCCCGGAUGGAUUUUGAGCCCAGGGGUGACUCUUGGGUCUCCUCGCCUCCGGGAUGCUGAGAAGAGAUCCCUGCAGUGUCCCCAGGGCAACAUGGCAGGUGCGGUGGGCACAGUAGGAAGAGGCCCUGCGUCUGAAACAUGCAAAGACCUGAAUGAAAGGUCCUGCAGCAUCGCCGGGAGCUCCCAUCUGUGGAUGUCAUUACAGGAGGCUUGGGAGGUUGGCAGAAGAGGGAGGGCAUAGGAGACCCCAGGCCUGGCCUGGCCUGGUCCAGAUUCUGAUAACAGGAACUGUGACAGACGAGAUAUCUGUGGGCCAGCCUUGCCCAGGUUUAUGGCUCAGUCAUUUGAGAAGAGAGACACAGCCUGUGAACUGUUAGGAGUGAAUGCUCAGUGGAGAGUGUGGUAUUUCGAAAGGGCUUGGCACGUUUUCUGAAUGUUUCUGGCUGCCUGCUGGGCUCAGAGUUUCCUGUUUCUAGUUCCCCACAUGUGUCACAGCUGAGGAUUAAAGCCCUAAGAGGCAUCACCGGAGCCCACUUUCUCCUUUCUCUCAGCCUCUGCACAGCUGGGUCUCCUGACAAGCUGUGAGGCAUCCCUCUCCUACGUACAGACCAGACCCAAAGCUCUUUGGGAAAGAAAAGUGCAAUUAGCAACUCCAUCCAGGACUGACUUCUAAAUGCACUUUUGUUUUUAAUAACCACCAUCAACUCAGCGGGCUCCAACCAGGGACAGAAACCCUGCGGGCUGACCCUGACUUACCACCUCCCUUGGGGCCAGCCGUUCCCAAAGCCUCCAACCAUAAGGAAAGGGGACGGUAGAUGCGCCCCCUGAAGAUGGUGACUCCUUCCUAAGGAGCCGGUCACUUCCUACGAGACAAGGCCUCCUCCACAGUUACUGGGCUGAUUCACCCCAGGGGCCCGCCGGCCUUUUCUCGUCAACAGCUGAAGUCCUCCACCCUGUUUCAGGAGAAUAUGAAAGUAUUAUUCAGGCUUGUUUGUUUCAUAGCUCUACUGACUUCUUCUCUGGAGGCUGAUAAAUGUGUGGCACGUGAAGAGGAAGUUAUUUUAGUUUCGUCUGCACAUGAAAUUGAUGCUCGUUCAUGUCCUCUUAUCCUAAGUGAACACAAAGGCCCUAUAAUUUGGUAUAAAAAUGACAGCGAGACACCUGUAUCUACCGAAAGAGACUCCAGGAUUCAUCAGCACAAAGAUAAACUGUGGUUUGUUCCUGCUGAAGUAGAGGAUUCAGGAUAUUACUACUGUGCAGUGAGCAAUUCAACUUACUGCCUCAAAACUAAAAUAGCUGCAGAGUUUGUACAGCAUGAGCCUAACUUGUGUUACAAUUCACAAGCCGUAUUUACACAGAGACUACUGAUUCCAGGAGAUGGACAACUUGUAUGUCCUUAUUUGGAUUUUUUCAGAGAUGAAAACAAUGAGUUACCCCAAAUACAGUGGUAUAAGGACUGCAAACCUCUACUUCUUGACAAUAUAAACUUUGUUGGAAUAACAAAUAAACUCAUCAUCACGAAUGUGACUACGGCGCAUAAUGGGCACUAUACGUGUCAUGCAUCCUACACACACUUGGGAAAGCAGUAUCACGUCACCCGGGCGAUAAAACUCAUUACUCUAGUGAAAUCCAGGAACAAGAGACCCGAGAUUGUGAGCCCAGCUAAUGAGACGAUAGAAGUGGUCUUGGGAUCCUGGCUCCAACUGAUCUGCAAUGUUACCGGCCAGUUAAGUAACUUUGUCUACUGGAGGUGGAAUGGGUCAGGAAUUAAGGAAUAUGAGCCUAUGAUGAUGGAAGAGUUUACACACGUGCCGAAUCCUUUAAACAAAAGAGAGAGUGCGGUCGUCGCACGCCUUAAUAUUACGGCAGUGGACAGUAAAUUUCUUCUGCAUCCAUUCAUCUGUUUAGCCAAGAAUACAGAAGGAAUGAGUACGGCAUACAUCCAAUUAAUACAGCCAGUCCCUGACUUCCAGACGCCCACAAUUGGUAUAUUUGUCAUGUUAGCAUUGGUAAUUACAUGCUCUGUUUUCAUCUAUAAAGUCUUCAAGGUUGACAUUGUGCUCUGGUACAGAGAUUCUUUCUAUGAUUUUCUCCCAAAAAAAGCUUCAGAUGGAAAGACGUAUGAUGCAUACAUACUAUGUCCAAAGAACCCUGGGGAAGGGUCCACCUCUAACUCAGAUAUUUUUGUGUUUAAAGUCUUACCUGAGGUCUUGGAAAAACAGUGUGGAUAUAAGCUCUUCAUCAGUGGCCGAGAUGACUAUGUUGGGGAAAGCAUUGUUGAGGUUGCUAAUGAAACCAUAAAGAAAAGCAGAAGACUGAUUAUCAUUUUGACCCGAGAAAUAUCAGGAUUCUGCUGGCUGGGGAAUUCAUCUGAAGAGCAGAUAGCCAUGUACAACGCUCUCAUUCAGGAAGGAAUUAAAGUUGUCCUGCUGGAGCUAGAGAAAAUCCCAGACUAUGAGAAAAUGCCAGAAUCCAUUAAAUUCAUUAAGCAGAAAGAGGGGGCCAUACGCUGGUCAGGGGACAUUAGAGAAGGGUCGCACACUACGAACUCGAGGUUCUGGAAGAAGGUCAGGUACCACAUGCCAGUCCAGCGGCAGCCGCCUUCAGCCAAGCACAAGCUGCUGUCCCCAGCCACUCAGCUGGACUCGAAGGAGAAACGGCCUCUGGAGGUCCACGUGCCCCUUGGGUAGCAGAGAAGCUUGGUCAAGAGUUCCUUGGUGAUUCCUGUCUUCAGGCAUUGCAGGCGGGGCUGGGCCUCACUGACUUGUACAGUCAUACCACACACCUGUGUAGUCCCUUAUCCCUGAGGUCACCUAGAAUUAGAUUGUUAAGGGAGCAGUAUGUGGUGACAGUUGCCCUGUGGCCAGGGCAACUCAGAGCAGAGGGCUUGGGAAGUCCUUUAACAAGGCAGCAGAUGCCCUGUCUGAAUGUUUGAACUGCUGAGAAAAGGCACUGAGGCGGCAAACAAGAGGAAUGAACGUGCAGGAAAUCCCUUCUAUAGACAGCUUUAGGAAGUCACCCACAGUCUGAGGGCAGGGCUGUGGCCCAGUCUGGGGACAGCAGGGUCACUGGUCCUCGAGCGGUUCUCUUGGACAUUGCUGCAGGUACAGUGAGACCCGUACUUCCCAGGGAAAUGAGACGCAUUCUUGGAGAACUUUCCAUUUGCCUUGCAUUUCCCAUACCCCUUGACGGCUGGCAGUCACUUACUUCACAGACCUUUAAAACUGUCAUUUCAAUGAACAAAGGAAUUCUCCAGUAUUAGAAGGGUUUGCAAUAACCUUAGCUUUCUGCAGGAGAGAGAGAAUUUCAAGAGCAAGAGUUGCAAAGAAUUGAUCCACCUCUUAAUGCCUUCCCCCUGGAAUGACCAUUCGGUUCCACCUUAUUCUUCUGCAUUUUACUUGACUUGUACCUUCUUUGCAAGGACAACUUCCAAGUCACCUCCUCCUUAUACUCUGUCAUACACACACGGCCCCAGAUGAACCAUCUUUCCCACAAUGCUGCUGUGAUCUCAUCCUGUCCUUACUAGAAUACUUCCACCGGCUCCUCCUGGUUCAGGAGCUAAAGCCCAUGUUCUCCCACUUAGCAUCUCACCACCCCAACACAGCUGGACCCCUCUUGGUCCUGCUCUGCGAAUCCCAAGUUGUGCACCUUCAUACCUGCCCCCAGUGCCCCUCCAUCUCUGCCUCUCCUUCCUGUCUCCUCACAUUUUCUCCAGCUGACCAGAAUUUUACUGAAACUCAAAAUUUACUCCAAAUCACUUCCUCCAAGAGAUUUCCCCAAGAAACUGCCCUAAGGCACUUGCUCUCUUUUUCUCUUUUCCUCUUGUACUUAUUGUUGGCUGUCACUUUAUGGGAAGUUUGUUCUGUCUCCAGCUAAGGAGCCCUGCUCUCUGCAGGAGAGGUGUGGGUGUGUCUCUUUGUCAGAGGUGCCUUCAGAAGUAAUUUGCACAUAUAACAGAUUUGUGUAGUGCUUUAUUGUUUAAAAAUGUCUGCAGAUUAUCUUAUUUAAUUUUUGAAAAUCUCUUUUAAGGUUUCCUCUAACCUCUUUCCUUUCAGGCCUUCCCCAUUAAUUAGAUUUUACUGCACUAUCUGAUGGUAAAUUUUUUGUUUGUCCUGGUCAGCCUAACUGUUUAAGUUUGCAAAUGCAAUGAAGUGUUUCAUUUCCAGUUGUUAAAACUGGCUUAGCAGAAUUUUUAUUUUCCCCCUUCUGCCUCUAUUUUAUUUGCAAUGAAAGAAAGGGUAUUGAGCCAUUUUUUCAAUGAUAUUUUUUGUAAAUUAUAUUUGUACUGGUUAAUGAUGAAGGGUUUUUUUUAAACUUGUUUGUAUAAUUCUGUAGCAGAUACUAAAUAUUUUUAUAUAGUAAGAUGCCAGAUUCAUGUACAGCACAUAUCAUUGAUCAAUGGACUGUACUUAUUUUCCAAUAAAAUUGUCAAAACCUGG
Molecule: messenger RNA, 4906 nt
Organism: Delphinapterus leucas (beluga whale)
Lineage: Eukaryota; Metazoa; Chordata; Mammalia; Artiodactyla; Monodontidae
Gene: IL1R1
Product: interleukin 1 receptor type 1
Biological process (GO): interleukin-1-mediated signaling pathway; regulation of inflammatory response
Molecular function (GO): interleukin-1, type I, activating receptor activity; interleukin-1 binding
Source: RefSeq, a predicted model, not a curated record